AUCAGUACAAGAUGUGGACUUGCUUAAACUAUCGGCCAGUUACAUGACACGCUCUGCAAAGUGUAAGAAACUCACAGUGCCGCACUGCGGAUCUUCAACUGCUUUUACACUCAACGUAUUCCUGUGGAUUCGUUCAAACUGUUUGUGGUUGUGAACAUUUUUCGGAAACAAAAUGUGAAUACGGAUUUUUACCAUUAUCCCGUAAACGCAAAAGUGGAAAUUUCUGACUAAAAUUCCCCCCAAAGAACACAAUGCUUCCAGAGAAAAGCGUUAGUCUGCAUACGUUCAUAGGUAGGUACUUGUUCCAUUGGGUUGUGACGCGGGGAUACGUGUGGUUUAUAACGUACGUGUGUGUGGAUUUCAUGCAAAACGUUCAUGGCCCCUUAGAUCGAAGCGUAAGAUCACUGGAUCGGCUUCUACGAAUAUAUGAAGAAGAUGCACAUCCAGAAAGCGACGACGACGUUGAAAACAGCGAGAACGACUCUGUAGACUGGGUACUCCGUACAGCUUACAGAUGGCAACCAAUAUCAACAGCAGAAACUCCCAACAAUGGUGGUCUAUCACUGUCUCCACCUCACAGCAUCUCACAACGGGAGACCAUGCAGAUCACACAGCCUGCUAGUGCCCCCACAUCCCCUCUCGCAUCUCCUAACUUAACAAGUACAUCCUUCAAUCUGUCGUGUCCUGGCCAGUCUACUGUAGACCCUAACUGGCAAGCCUCUAAACCGACUGUUAGAGAAAGGAAUGCUGCGAUGUUCAAUAAUGAACUUAUGGCUGACAUUCGCUUCAUUGUAGGAAGCCCAGGUCAUACUCAGUCUAUACCAGCACAUAAGUAUGUGUUGGCUACAGGGAGCUCUGUAUUUUAUGCAAUGUUCUAUGGUGGUUUGGCAGAAAACAAGGAAGAAAUUGAGGUCCCUGAUGUUGAACCAUCAGCUUUUCUGACUCUUCUGAAAUAUCUUUACUGUGAUGAGAUUCAGCUGGAAGCUGAUACUGUGCUAGCUACACUGUAUGUAGCAAAGAAAUACAUUGUUCCCCAUUUGGCAAGGGCAUGUGUCAACUACCUGGAAACAAGUCUUACUGCGAAAAAUGCCUGCCUCUUGCUGAGUCAGUCAAGAUUAUUUGAGGAACCAGAGUUAAUGCAGAGAUGCUGGGAAGUCAUUGAUGCCCAGGCUGAAAUGGCUUUGCGGUCAGAGGGCUUUGUGGACAUUGACAUUCAUACAUUGGAAUCCGUUCUGGCCCGCGAGACCCUCAACUGUAAGGAGAUGCAUUUGUUUGAGGCAGCGCUGAAUUGGGCAGCUGCUGAAUGUGCACGGCGGGACUUGGAAGCCACGCCACAGAACAAGCGCACUGUUCUGGGUAGUGCUUUGUACCUGGUGCGCAUACCCACAAUGAGUUUAGAGGAGUUUGCUAAUGGAGCUGCACAACUGGGGAUUCUUACACUGCAAGAAACAAUUGACAUUUUCCUCCACUUCACAGCACACAACAAGCCUCAGCUCAGUUACCCCACCAAGUCACGUGCAGGCCUUAAACCUCAGGUUUGCCACCGUUUCCAGUCAUGUGCAUAUCGAAGCAAUCAGUGGCGUUAUCGGGGACGUUGUGAUAGCAUUCAAUUCAGCGUUGACAAACGGAUCUUCGUGGUGGGAUUUGGACUGUAUGGAUCAUCUGGAGGAGCUGCUGAUUACAAUGUUAAAAUUGAGCUUAAGCGUCUGGGUCGGGUCAUGGCAGAAAACAACACAAAGUUCUUUUCAGAUGGGUCAAGCAAUACUUUCCAUGUUUACUUUGAGCAUCCUAUUCAGAUAGAACCUGAGUCCUUCUAUACUGCAUCAGCAAUCCUAGAUGGCAGUGAGCUAAGCUACUUUGGUCAGGAAGGAAUGAGCGAAGUGACUGUCGGAUGUGUAACCUUCCAGUUUCAAUGUUCAUCUGAAAGCACGAAUGGGACAGGAGUCCAAGGUGGACAGAUACCUGAAUUGAUAUUCUAUGGCCCUUCUCCAGCUUCAGACGAACACUAGUAUGGAUUAAACUUCCACAUAUUUUGAGAUGUAUUUUUUUUUCAAGUUGUAUAGUUCUGUUCCUUCCAAAACAGGAACUAAUUUUUUUCAGUGGUGAAGCCCCCCCCCCCAACAGAUUAUAGGCCUUCAAAUUUUCAUAACAGUUCUCCAAGCCAUGAGUUAUCUUCAUUACCUUCUACCUGAAGUGAUAACACUGCUGCAGUAUAUCACAGAAGCAUUAUCCCAUCAGUGUUUGAAAAAUCUUCAUUGAUUUAGAAUGAUUUAGAAUCGCCCAUUCUCAAGCACAGUAUCUGUUUCAAUUAGUUCAUCUGUGAAAUGGUCACAUGAGGAAGAGAGAGUGUUUUAAUUUCAGGUAGUGAAAGUGUGACAGUUGGCAAGGGAAAUGCUUUGAAUCCAUCACAUUGUCUUAGUAUGCCACGAAUGAAAAUGUCCCGAUCCCUCACGAUUAUGUUUGCAAAUUCUCUAUGUGCAGCUUAUACAGGAACUGUCUUUCUACAUUCCAUAUGUUAGAUAUUAGAUAUUAUGUUUUUAGAAAGAAUAUUGUUUUGUUAUGACAACCUUACAUUGAGGACUGUUAAGUAUAGAACUUCAUAUGGCAGCGUUCAUCACAAAUCUCUAUAUAUACACAGUGUGUCCAGGUUCUAUUAGGACUGUGUUCAUUAAAAAUAUAAGACGUGAAUUAUAUUCAAAAUAGUCUCCUUCUGAAUCAAUACAUAGCUGAAAUUGAUCGAAAAGUUCUUGAAAACAGUCACUGUAUUCCUUUCGUGGAAUUGCAUUUAAAACUGCAGUAAAUUCCCUUUGGAUGUCCUGGAUGGUGUUGUGACAGUCUCUUUUCAUCACCAACGUAACUUUUGGGAACAACCAGAAAUCUGCUGGAGCCAAAUCUGGCGAAUACGGAGGAUGACCAAGGACUGUGAUCCCUUUUCUGGUCAAAAAAUCGCGCACAAUCUUCGAUUUGUGGGGUGAGGCAUUGUCGUGGAGAAGUGACCAGGAACGUUGCUCUCGAUAUUCAGGUCGAAUUCGAAGAAUUCUUGCCCACAGUGAUUGAGGACUUUGAGAUACUAAUCAGAAUUCACUGUCUGACCUGGCAGAAAUUCCUUGUGAAUGAUUCCUUUGGAAUCGAAGAAAACAGUUAGCAGUAUCUUUACUCGACUCUUUUGAAUGCGCACUUUCUUCGGACUCAACCACGCUGCACUCUGCCACUUUGUGAGAGGCUCAUAUUGAAAACACCAUGUCUCAUCACCAGUAACAAUCG
Molecule: messenger RNA, 3264 nt
Organism: Cryptotermes secundus
Lineage: Eukaryota; Metazoa; Arthropoda; Insecta; Blattodea; Kalotermitidae
Gene: lute
Product: BTB/POZ domain-containing protein 6-B
Exons: 6
Coding region: 252-2009 (585 amino acids)
Biological process (GO): neurogenesis
Cellular component (GO): cytosol
Molecular function (GO): protein binding
Source: RefSeq, a predicted model, not a curated record